This is a messenger RNA of Purpureocillium lilacinum, 1743 nucleotides long. RefSeq lists its product as uncharacterized. Gene Ontology annotation, molecular function: monoatomic cation transmembrane transporter activity. NCBI's taxonomy places the organism in Eukaryota, Fungi, Ascomycota, Sordariomycetes, Hypocreales, Ophiocordycipitaceae. The record is from RefSeq and is a predicted model, not a curated record. Gene Ontology annotation, biological process: monoatomic cation transport; transmembrane transport. Gene Ontology annotation, cellular component: membrane.
AUGAGUUCGCCAAGCCAGCGAGGCCGCCCUCUUCGCAGGCCCUCGCUGCUCUCCCUGGAUGAUAGCCAUCACCACUACCCGCUGGCCACCCGCACCGGCACUCUGGCUUCUCUCAUCCGAAGCCGCUCGCAGCAGAGGCUCAGUGGGGGUGGCUCCUGGCCGCCGCCCGUGCACCGCCUGAGUUCAGACGAUGAGGAGGCGUCCUGGGCGCGCCAUGAGGAGGAUGACAUCGAAAGGCUCCUGAGGGACGAGACUCGCCUCGGACAGGUCCUCAGGGGUCCCCAGGUGCGAAGCAUGAACCUCAUUGGCAAAAGCAACCCGCGGUAUCGCUGGGAGCGCUACUGGAAGCAGGAGGAUGAGCUCGAGGCCAUGAAGAAGCCGCUUCGCGAGUACUACGAGCGGACCAACGAGCUUAUCCAGCAAUACAUGUACAUCGAUUGCCUGCUGGACUCGUCAAUCCCGCACGACCUGCUCAACGAGUACAACGCCGAGUUGGAAGCGUCUGCCUUCCGGCCCGUCGACGUGCCCGCCACCAUCAGCGAGGAGCCCAGCUUGUCCCAGUCCGCGUCUGCCUCCCUUGACCUGAACGGGCCCGGCCCUGGGUCGUACGGCUCCAUUACUCCGGCGUCUAAUGGCAACACGGGGAGCACCAGCCCGAGCGGCUCGAAGCCGUCCUUGCCGCAGAAGCGCACGCCAAAGGACAUCUUCCGGUCAUCAGAAUCCCUCCCGCUCCUCAAGCACAUGGACGAUGAGCCUCUCGAGUCUCCCGCCUUACCAUCAGCGGUCGGUGAGGCAGGGCCACGGCCGUAUCUCCCAUGGCUGGAGGAUGCCGAAAUCGACAGCGACGACCCCGUCGUGACCUUGGCCAUCUGGGUAAAUCUGGUCGCCAAUGUCAUUCUUCUCGUGGGAAAAAUUGCCGUCAUUGUGUCCGUCCCAUCCAUGUCCGUCCUUGCCAGUCUUGUCGACGGGGUGCUCGACUUUCUCAGCACAGCCAUUGUCUGGACCACGACGCGACUCAUCUCAACAGGUCACAAGGACCAGCAUCAGUAUCCCGUCGGGCGUCGUCGCCUGGAGCCUGUAGGCGUGCUGGUGUUCUCGGUCAUCAUGGUCACGUCGUUUGUACAGGUUGGCUUGGAGUGUAUACAGCGCCUGGCACGGCCAGAGCAUGAGAUCCUGCAGCUCGGGCUCCCUGCCAUCAUCAUCAUGAUCAGCACCAUUGUCAUCAAGGGCGCAUGUUGGGUCUGGUGUCGCGUUGUCAAAAACUCGAGCGUCCGCGCCUUGGCCGAGGAUGCCAAAACGGACGUCAUCUUCAACAUCGGAUCGAUCCUCUUCCCAAUCAUUGGGUUCUACGGCAAGAUCUGGUGGCUCGACGCGACGGGCGGCCUGCUCCUCUCCUUCGUCGUCAUCAUCACCUGGAGCCAGACCUCGGCCCACCACGUCCGCAACCUGACGGGCUUCUCCGCCCGGCCCGACGAGCGCAACCUCCUGCUGUACCUCACCAUGCGGUUCGCCACCGCCAUCCGCCAGUUCCAGAACCUCCGCGCCUACCACGCGGGCGACAAGCUCUUCGUCGAGGUGGACAUUGUCCUGUCGGCCAUCACGCCGCUCAAGGACAGCCACGACCUUAGCGAGGUGCUGACGUACUUUCUCGAGUCCGUGCCCAUUGUCGACCGGGCGUUUGUGCACGUCGACUACGCAAGCUACAAUGCGCCGACGCACAUGCUCAAACAGUCGGCCACGUGA